CUACGCAUUCUUCUCCUUACUUGCUAGUCUUUGCCUUCCUUCUCUAGGUCUCGUGUUUGGCCCCGUCUCUUUCGGCCUUCAUUGCGGGCGGUAUUGCACUCCCAUACUCCUUAACGCUCAAGAAGCUUGGGUCGAUAUUCCAAAAACCAGAUGAUAUCAUAUUGUCUGAAGGGCUGCUUCUGUGUGUUUGAAUGCUGCACAAGCCCCUCCCCUGGUCUGAUUCAGGAGGUAGGGGUCUGAAAUCGAGAAGCAAGUGUAGACAGAGUUGUUUUGUAGCUUUGAGAUGGUACAAUAGCGAAUUCGGGAAGCAAGUGUAGAGAGAGUUGUUUUGUAGCUUUAGGAUGGUACAAUAGCGAAUUCGGGCUAGUGUCAUGGCUUUGUUGUCCCCUGAUGCUGUCGAACAGUAUUGUGGAAGUGUUUCGCAUAGUUUCUGGCUAGAAGUCUUCCCAGUGAAGGCCAAUGAACCAUCAGGGACUGGUCUUAAUGAUGUCGAGUACCUGGAGACAUAAGGGUGUCCGGUGCAAGGUACAAGUUGUGCUGUUGCUGCUCGAAUACCACACGUUGGUGUCGCUUGCUGAAGCUAUACUUGGACCAGGGCCUAUUGACUAUUCUUGCAGCUCUGUGGCACAUUUGUGUCAAGGACCCAUGUCCAGUAGACAUAACGUUGCUCGACUUCAUGAUAGUUCUAUGGAUGUUGCUGGAAGUGAUGCCCAGACCCGGCCAUGCAAAAGAGAUGUAACAGAGACGGAGGAUGGAGAUAGAAGAUCUCUUAAGUAGCUCAUGUAGCCUAUCGUAUGACACGUUAGCGUGAAUAGCUUCAGUCAAUGAAAGAGGAAGUACCGACGAGGCUAUAAACCCCUUCCGUUAUCGAACAGGAAGUACCCA
Messenger RNA from Mollisia scopiformis, 885 nucleotides. RefSeq lists its product as uncharacterized. The transcript has a single exon. The annotation marks the transcript as partial. The record is from RefSeq and is a predicted model, not a curated record. Lineage: Eukaryota; Fungi; Ascomycota; Leotiomycetes; Helotiales; Mollisiaceae.